AUGUUGCGGCAUCUUUUGGUCUUUUUAGCCGGUACGGCAACUGCUGUUUUUAACGAGUCAUGCAAUGCGCUUGACUUGGCUGUUGUCUGUGAAAAUGAUUGCAAUGUCAUUUUGAACGAGUGUAUUGGUAAUUCCGGCGGAAACUACGACCAAAUGCAUCAAUGUCUUCGAGAGCAUGAAGCUUGUUUUUCCUACUGCCCCUGCCAUCUUGAAUGCCCUCAUGGCUGUCCAUGCGUUAUAGAUGACAAUAAUAACAUCGUGGACCAUCCAUACACUGAGAAAAAAUACGAAUGCGAGCUCAACUGCACGGAAACAUACUACAAAGAGGCGGAAAUUUGCAUGGAUGAUUGUCACACGCGAGCUUGCGCUUGCAUGUUUAACUGCGAGGUCUUUGGCUACCAUUGUACUGAAGAAUGUGGAAUGGAAGCAAAAGCAUGUCACGAUGCUUGUCCAUGUGGUCCUCUCUGUCCAAACGGCUGCCCUUGCGAUAACUUCUGCAAUGAAGCUUACAAUCAGACCACUCUUGUCAUGUCCAACUCUCCUGAUGUCCAACCUGCCCGGCUUCUCAAGUGGGUCGUCACUGAGCAAGACAUGGAAAUUGAAGACUUCGACCGACGAGGACCUGCCAUGGACGGACUUUCUGGAUGUCAAGCUGUCUACAACGGAAAUCUCUUUGUACUUGGAGGAGAUGGCUCCAACACCGUCUGGCGAGUUUCCGACUGUGGUCUUGUCGAAGCGCAGUGGUCUCUUCCUACUGAGUGGGAGAAUCCUGGUGAUAAGGAAGACGUGGCUGAACUUGAAUGGAACGGUGGACAUGUCUGUCAAAACGCCAAUCAUCUGAAAGAGGAAGAUAAGGAUGGACUGAUGAUUUGCGGUCCUUCUAGUCGAACAAAGGUCUGCUUGUUCUUCACACAGGAUGAAGACGGAAAUUUUGAUUGGCGAAACUACCCAGAAACACCAGAAGGGCACAAUCGAGGAGCUCUGGCUGACAACAGAUACCAAGUUCGAACCUACAUGAUCGGUGGAGUCAACGAUGAUGGCAACUCUCAUGGUGUCAUGCACACUUUCUUCCCUACUUUUGAUGUCAACAACGACUACACAACUGUUGGUGAGGUAAACAACCCUUAUCUCACUGGGGUAACUGAUCUCACAAUGGUUGCUUACCGAAGAUACAUGAUCGUUAUGGGAGGAUGGAUGAAUGGCAAAGCAUACGACGGCGUUCACAUCUUCCACGAAAUCACAAACGAAUGGGAUAUCGACCCAGCUACUCAACAAUCAGUACAAUGGAAAUUGCUUCAGCCAAGAACCAAGCUCCGAGCUAUCGUCUUUGACGAUCGAACUCUCAAUGUCUAUGGUGGUACAUACGGAAGUGGCGAAAAAGUCACCUUCAUCGAGCGAUUCGUGAACCAAGCUGAUCUCAACGACGAGCUCGGUCAACAAGUUUUCCCAGAUUUCAGCCAGCCCGAGCAAUCCGAAUCUGUUUCGCUCGAUUCCUACGACAAUCCUAUUGUUUUCAAAACGCUCAACACUUUCUUCGGCGAAUGCAACGGAACUGUCAUCGAAACGACGGAAACUCCCGGAACCGAAGCUUGGACAACAGAGGAGAUCUGGUCGACGGUCGACUCGACCGAAGAAGUUUGGACGACUGAAGAGGUUUUUACAACUGAAGAACCAGAAGAGCCAGAAAUCUAA
This is a messenger RNA of Oikopleura dioica, 1692 nucleotides long. NCBI's taxonomy places the organism in Eukaryota, Metazoa, Chordata, Appendicularia, Copelata, Oikopleuridae. The record is from the annotation of a GenBank genome assembly.